Molecule: messenger RNA, 4650 nt
Organism: Panicum virgatum (switchgrass)
Lineage: Eukaryota; Viridiplantae; Streptophyta; Magnoliopsida; Poales; Poaceae
Exons: 4
Coding region: 1287-3275 (662 amino acids)
Molecular function (GO): protein binding
Source: RefSeq, a predicted model, not a curated record
UUAGCCUUUAGCUUUGUGAGAGAUGCAUACUUUGCGUGUUGUCAUAACCAGAGAAUAUUGCCCCUCUGUUCCUGACUUGCUGUCUAUAUAAGAGAGCACAGCAGUGGACAAUUGCUGACCCCUCUCCCAGCUAUUCGUUUUGCUGAUUUGCAGCCACCUGGCAGUUCUUGUUCUCUCAUUUCCAUGCUAAAUCUCUUUCUUUUAGGUUCCCAGCGAAGUGAUUGAUGCAAAAAAUUCCAUCCAUGCUCCACAAACAGCCCAUCACCAAAAAAAAAAAGAAGCAUCUGAUUGUUUUCCCACUAGUCUUGUUCUUCCAUACCUAAAAUUACACCUUUUAAUCAGCAGCUCUAGUAAAAAAAUCAUAAAUUUUAUUUUUUGCUGCUUCCUUUUUAUAUUAAUCUGAACUUUUAUGUUGUUUUUUCCCUUUUCUUUUACCUAAUGUUGUUUUGCGCCCUUUCUUUCCAUAGUGAUCAAUUGGAAAAAGUAAAAAAAAAUUUGUUGUGCUUCUUCAUGAUUAUUUAUGCCUUUCUUGGUUAUUGAGUCUUACAAAAUAUAAUUGCUUUCUUCCUUCAUUGAAGCAAUUAAUUGCAUCUUCUAGCGACAAAUCGAUGUACCGAAAAGAUUUAUAUGAUUCCACCCCCUUCAAGCUGAAACCCAGCAAAGUCAACUAGAUCAUAUCUUGUCAUCCACACAACAUCAACAAAAUUUUGCUGCAGAAUUGGAGAGACAACAUAUAUUGGCAACCUUCAACUUAAAUGUUGCUUUCUUGGUGAACGACACAAAGUUAGUACUAGAAAUUUCACUGUAAACAACAUCCCAAAGGCUAAACCAGAGGUUCCCUGUAAACUGAGAAUUUGGGUCCAGUACUGAACAUAAGUCAUGUCAGCAUCAUCUUCGUUUGACAUGCCAUUGACUGAAUGGCGUCAUUACCUGCAAAAUAUCAAUUUCUGGCUGAAUGGACACAGCCCUGCAUAUCAUAACUUGGAAGAAAAACUUGACCGGUAUUAUUACGUGCAGUGGAAUGUUGGGGUCGGACCCACAGCAUGUUUCACACGAGCUAUAUCGAGCAUCGCUCGGGAUGUAAGGAUCAGGAAAUAUGGUCCCUGGGACCAUGUAAUAGAGGUGGACAUGAAGCAGAAAAUCAGGAAACGUGGUCCCUUCGACCAUGUAAUAGAGGUGGGCAUGGAGCAUGCAGCAUCAGAGCUGGGAAUUCGGUUCGACGACAUUAAUGACAUGCUGCAUAUCAAAGUGGCAGAGCAGCUGAGCUGCGGUACUAUACCUACAACAUGGAGAAGAAGCAGGAUGACACAGUCUCACCCCGGAAUCUAGCUCCUCAAAUAAUGCAAAAUCUACUGACCAAGAAUUACCUGCUGGUGGUUCAGAAUCUCGACAGACCAAUAAAGCCCAUCAAGAUUAAUGAUACGACAGAGGGCUUACGGCUUCCUGCCCCUGGGUGGAAUGAUUCUUCCUGGAUCGUAUCCACCACCUCCCAAGAUGUCUAUGACAGGAGCAACAAGCCAAAUGAUCCUCGCGUCAUCAAAUACUUUUCUGGGGAUAAUAUAUUGAUUCUCAUACUGCAUUCUCUGAAACAAGCGGCCAAGUACAUCUCUGUUGUGGUUGGCCAUGGAGAGAAGUAUUGGCAUCAUGUGGCCAUCCAGUGCUUUCACUAUGCCACCAUGCUGCUUAUUCCCCACAGUUCCAAUAUUGACCCGCCAAAGUGUGAUGCCCAGGCUGAUGUUAGCUCAGAUGUGUUGAUCCGCCAGUGGUCUGCUCAAGGCAUCCUUCCUGUCAUGAAGCCAAGUGUCCAAGAAAAAAUGGGGGAGGACACUGACGGCUACCACUGUCAGUACUAUGGUGAUGAUAUAUAUCAACUUGGAAAUGUCAUCCUCGAGGCUUUUCGGGAGUAUUCGUUGCUGCAGCUGCCUUUUUCUCCUGCAACGAAAGAUGAUGAAGCCACAAUAUCUGCUGCACACUUCCUAGAAUAUCAUAGCCUUGUUGUAGAGCCCCUCACAUCCGGUGAACUCUGUGAGGGAAAUCACUCUCAGUUGGAGCACAUGCAAUGGAUCUCACAUGUGGGCGACCAAGGAUGGCAUGUAAGCAGAGAUUGGUUGAGCCAGGAGUCCAGCGGCCCGACCACACUUAUUAUAAGGCAUUGCUCGCAACACUCGAGGUUGUUCAUGAAGCUUGAAUCUGAUGAUUUCUUGGCGAAGCUCCCUUGUCUUCGUGUUCUUGAUAUUUCCUACACUCCGAUAGAGUCGCUUCCUCCUUCAAUCUGUUGUCUCCAAAAACUCCAAUUGCUUUCCCUUAGAGGCUGCUAUAACCUCAGAAGUCCAUUCAGCUUCCCAGAUACUGAAAUUACUUUCUGUGCAAACAACAGCAACAAGAAGCUCAACUUGCUCUAUCUCGAUCUCUCCUAUUCAAAUAUACACACAUUCCAGUGCGACUUCUUCCAUAGCAUGCCUAAUCUAAAAGAGCUCCUGCUUGUUAGGUGCUCAAACCUUGAGGAGUUGCCACCCUCCAUUGCUGUGUUGUCUAGUCUAACAACAUUUGACAUCAUGUGCUCGAACCUUAAGGAGUUGACACCCUCCAUUGCUAUGUUGUCUAGUCUACUAACACUUGAAAUUAUAAAUACUCAAAUAAAAUCUUUCCCUAUAGAGAUAUUUGAAGAAAUGAGGAAGCUCCGAUCACUCAAGCUGAUUGACAACAAGCUCCUGGGGCUAACAGAGAUAAAAUUGGUUGGGCAUAGUACCCUUAAUUCAUUCUCAUUGAUUGAUGCGCCUCGUACAAAGCGAUUGUCUUUGCUCGGAUGUAGAAAGCUAGAAUCUGUGGACAUUAAGGAGGUUGAUGCUUUGGAGGAACUUGAUCUAUCUGCUACCGGUAUCAAGGAGCUACCAGACAACAUCCCUAAUCUGCCCCAGCUUAGGCGAUUGCUUCUCAGGGGCGUUCCUUCCCUGAGACGAUUCCCUUGGCAUAAGCUGCAUAGAUUCCCAGAUGUGUUUUGCUUGGAUCAAUGCUCAUCAGAUGGAACUGUUAAUCAUGAUUGCAGUACUCCACAAGUUGCUCAGGUGUGCAUAAGUGAUUCCAGAUUGUUUUAUAGCUUCAAUUAUGACACCUGGGAUUUAGUAUGGGGUGGACGACUUUUGAAAUCUUUCAAUGUUCAAAUUACAUCAUGCAAGGCCACAACUAGGAAGAUGCACAAACCUAUUUUCCUUAUAUUUAUUUUAUGGCUAAAUAAUUUAUUUAAGCUUGCGAUAAAUGCUCUAAAUUCAAGAUAAAAUAAAUAGAACCUUAUCGAACCUAAAAAAACCUAAUUAAAAUUAUUUAGGUUCUUAAUUCGAAAAUACGGGUGUUACAGAGAGCCCCUCACAUCUGGUGAACUCUGUGAGGGAAAUCACUCUCAGUUGGAGCACAUGCAGUGGAUCUCACAUGUGGGCGACCAAGGAUGGCAUGUAAGCAGAGAUUGGUUGAGCCAGGAGUCCAGCGGCCCGACCACACUUAUUAUAAGGCAUUGCUCGCAACACUCGAGGUUGUUCAUGAAGCUUGAAUCUGAUGAUUUCUUGGCCAAGCUCCCUUGUCUUCGUGUUCUUGAUAUUUCCUACACUCCGAUAGAGUCGCUUCCUCCUUCAAUCUGUUGUCUCCAAAAACUCCAAUUGCUUUCCCUUAGAGGCUGGUAUAACCUCAGGAGUCCAUUCAGCUUCCCAGAUACUGAAAUUACUCUCUGUGCAAACAACAGCAACAAAAAGCUCAACUUGCUCUAUCUCGAUCUCUCCUAUUCAAAUAUAAGCACAUUCCAGUGCGACUUCUUCCAUAGCAUUCCUACUCUAAAAGAGCUUCUGCUUGUCAAAUGCUCCAACCUUGAGGAGCUGCCACUCUCGGCUCUUGCAUUGUCUACUCUAACAAAACUCGAGAUAAUAGACAACAAGAAAUUCAUUUCAUUCUCGAGAUUAACAGAGAUGGCAUUUGAUGGGCAUGGCACCCUUCAUUCAUUCUCAUUGGUUGGUACACCACAUAUAAAGCGAUUGUCAUUGCACGGAUGUAGUAAGCUAGAAUCCGUGGACAUUAAGGAAGUUGAUGCUUUGGAGGAGCUCGAUCUAUCUGCUACGGCUAUCAAGGAGCUACCAGACAACAUCCCUAAUCUGCCCCAGCUUAGGCGAUUGCUUCUCAGGGGCGUUCCUUCCCUGAGACGAUUCCCUUGGCAUAAGCUGGAUAGAUUCCCAGAUGUGUUUUGCUUGGAUCAAUGCUCAUCAACUGGAACUGUUAAUCAUGAUUGCAGUACUCCACAAGUUGCUCAGGUGUGCAUAAGUGAUUCCAGAUUGUUUUAUAGCUUCAAUGAUGCCACCAAGGAUUUAGUAAGGGGUGGAAGAAUUUUGAAAUCUUUCCACGUUCAAAUUACAUCAUGCAAGGCCAAAACUAGGAAGAUACAGGAUGAUGAGGACAUGGUGAAAACCAACAAGCUUCAUGCUUCAUUGGCAGCCUAUGCCGAUGUAAACCGUCGCUAUCUGACAGAUGGAGUCUUGAUGGUGUCAAUGGAUGACGUGCCUCCCUUUCGGGAGAGUGAGCGUCAUGUGGGGAUCUCAGCAGUGGAGCGGUAUCCCCAUGGUCUGAGGUAUCUUCUGGCAGUCACUAAAUCAAUUAGCAUGUCAGAUGAUA